UAUAGCAUUCUGCACAGGACACACAAUGAAUGUAACAUCCCAGGGUUAUUCUUCAUUUUGUACACCUGCUGCUAACUACAUGAGAUAUGGACCGAGUCACAUCAUCUGAUCGAGUGAACUAUGGCAUCGUCGUCUUCGCGCUGACGUCGAUCAGCUUUAUGCUGCUGCGAAAAUGGAUAGCUGGUGGUGUGUGCAAAAGCUUUGCUCGUUUGGAUGGAAAGACAGUUGUGAUCACUGGUGCCAACACUGGGAUUGGCAAGGAAACUGCAAAAGAUAUGGCUCGUAGAGGGGCUCGGGUAAUUAUGGCCUGCCGGGACUUGACACGUGCUGAGAAAGCUGCGGAGUAUAUUCGCCGCUCCACAGGAAAUGGCAAUGUAGUCAUCAGACAUUUAAAUCUAGCCUCUCUCUAUUCUGUCCGAGAGUUUUCCAAAGAGUUCAUAUCCACAGAAGAACGACUGGAUAUACUCAUCAACAAUGCAGGUGUGAUGAUGUGUCCAAAGUUGAUCACAGAGGAUGGCUUUGAGACACAGCUGGCUGUCAAUCACUUGGGACAUUUUCUUCUCACCAAUCUACUAUUAGGAGUGCUAAAGAGAUCCUCCCCCAGCCGCGUAGUGAAUGUGUCCAGUAUUGUACAUGUUGGUGGUAAGAUUGACUUUGAUGACCUUUUCUUUGACAAAAGGCCUUACAGUCCUCUGGCCAGCUAUAAACAGAGUAAGCUGGCCAAUGUGCUUUUCUCCAAAGAACUUGCACAAAGAUUGAAAGGUACAGGAGUUUCCUCAUACUGCCUGCAUCCUGGAGUUAUUCGAACAGAGCUGAAUCGUCAUAUUCUAUUAAGGUACCCAAUGCUGAAGACUAUACUCUCUCUGCCCAGUAUGCUACUGAUGAAAACUCCCUGGCAGGGCGCACAGACCUCCAUCUACUGCGCUGUCGCUGAAGGCUUAGAGAGGAAGUCUGGCUGCUACUUCAGUGAUUGUGCCGAAAAAGACACUGCUCCAGAAGGAAAAGAUGAUGCAGUGGCAAGAAGGUUGUGGGAGGAAAGUGCUCUACUGGUCGGACUAAACAACCCACACUGACGCUCUUCCUGAUUGCAAGUGCUCCCUCUAGUGGUGAUACCUGUGACUAUAAAAUAAUAAAGAGGUAGCGGAAUCACAGAUAGGAUGUCAUGGCAGAGCUAGGGCCAAGGUAAAUUGAUUUCCAUCGAGAGAUGCAUAUUUGCCAGUAUUGGUUUUUUUUUUUUUUUUUUUUUUUUUUUGGAACAGGAUUUUCAAGAAAAAAAGCACAGUGGCUGUGUUUUCUUUGAAAUUGAUCACAUUCUUAUCAAUUAUGAGUGGACCGCUUUGGAGAAAGAACAAGAAGCAAUGACAACAAUGAGUUGUGUGUUUUUUUUUUUAAAUCUUUGUUCUCAGGAUUGAUGACAUGAUGGUGCUCAGGACAUUAUCCGAACAAACUCCCGUAAUAUUCUUUAAAAAGAAAUGUGAGGUACAUUGUGUCCAGUAUUGUGCAUAUCUAAUUGUGUAUAGAUUAUGUUUAUAAUAUGUAAUUAUGUUCAUUAUUAUGUAAUUAUGAUACAACAAGCCUGUAUCCUUCCACAAUGAAAUACUGCAGGUCAAUUGAAAAAUAAAGGAAAAUAUGGUUUCGACAGAUGCAGACCCUGGACCACAUGAUCACCCUGUGAUGUGGUUGUAGGUUACAGUUGCAAUUAUGUAACAAGGACACUCAAAUCAAUGUAAAACAGCACUCCUAUUUUUUCUCUUUAUUGAUUUUUACAUUCCGAUAAUCCCCCCCCCAAUUAUUCAUAUUUAAACAGUGUAAAAUUCUAAG
Molecule: messenger RNA, 1821 nt
Organism: Pimephales promelas (fathead minnow)
Lineage: Eukaryota; Metazoa; Chordata; Actinopteri; Cypriniformes; Leuciscidae
Gene: crdhl
Product: cone RDH-like
Source: RefSeq, a predicted model, not a curated record